UUGUCGACCUCCUCUACUGGAGAGACAUCAAGAAGACUGGCGUGGUGUUUGGCGCCAGCUUGUUCCUGCUGCUCUCGCUGACGGUGUUCAGCAUUGUCAGCGUGACGGCCUACAUUGCCCUGGCGCUUCUCUCGGUGACCAUCUGCUUUAGGAUCUAUAAGGGCGUGAUCCAAGCCGUCCAGAAGUCAGAUGAAGGUCACCCGUUCAGGGCAUAUCUGGAGUCAGACGUCGCUGUGUCUGAGGAGCUGGUUCAGAAAUACAGCAAUUCUGCUCUCGGCCACGUGAACUGCACCGUCCAAGAACUCCGACGCCUCUUCUUAGUGGAUGAUCUCGUUGAUUCUCUGAAGUUUGCAGUGUUGAUGUGGGUGCUCACCUACGUCGGUGCCUUGUUCAACGGACUGACCCUCCUGAUUUUAGCCCUGAUUUCACUCUUCAGCGUGCCAGUUAUUUAUGAACGGCAUCAGGCUCAGAUAGAUCAUUGCUUCGCACUUGCGAGUAAGACUGUUAAAGACGCUGUGGCUAAAAUUCAAGCGAAGAUCCCUGGAUUGAAGCGCAAAGCCGACUGAGAGUCCAGGGCGCUCGGCACUAGGGGCUCAUCUUCCCAGGAAUGCGCUUUGAAUGGCGGGGGGAGGACGCCUGGACAUUGCCAUGCAGUUUCCCAGAUCCAUUGAGGAGUCUGCCUGCCUUGACUGCGCUGUGCUCCGCAUCGCAAGCAUUGUGAGCUGCUCCGUGUGGAUUCAACCUGUCGUGUUACUUUGUGUUUCCUGUGGGAGGGAGGCACUGGUGAGAGAUUUGAGGAAGCUGUGUGUCACACUGUCACAGGCCGUCGUGCUGUCUUUGGGGAAGUUGCAGAGAAAAUGAAGCUGGGGGGAAAAAAAACCCAAAAAAUCCCUUUCACAGUUUGUGCACUGCGUAUGGUCCGUGUAGGUUGAUGCAGAGUUCCUGAAAUGAGAUGUUUAGACGAGAUCA
Molecule: messenger RNA, 969 nt
Organism: Echinops telfairi (small Madagascar hedgehog)
Lineage: Eukaryota; Metazoa; Chordata; Mammalia; Afrosoricida; Tenrecidae
Product: reticulon-4-like
Exons: 6
Biological process (GO): brain development; neuron differentiation; endoplasmic reticulum tubular network formation
Cellular component (GO): postsynaptic density; neuron projection
Source: RefSeq, a predicted model, not a curated record